Alternaria metachromatica is the source of this 1701-nucleotide messenger RNA. RefSeq lists its product as uncharacterized. NCBI's taxonomy places the organism in Eukaryota, Fungi, Ascomycota, Dothideomycetes, Pleosporales, Pleosporaceae. The transcript is spliced from 2 exons. The record is from RefSeq and is a predicted model, not a curated record. The coding region runs from base 1 to 1701 and encodes 566 amino acids.
AUGUAUCUCUCGCAACGACCAGAAACAGCACUUGUCGAUAUAUACACUGGCAUAUCGCGAGACCUCGUCGCAGCAUGGCCUACAGCCCAAGAUCUCGACUACAUCUGCAAGCUCCCUGUCAGCAUCUCCACGCACAUGCACAUGAAAUUAACGACAUCCUCUGCAAACCUGAUGAACCAGGUUCCAGAUAGCCCAGGAAAGAUAUUGCAGCUACCACCACCAGGAUCGCAUCCAGUACUGAUAGCGCGGAAACUCCUUCUACUCAGCAAUAUAGUGCAGGGCGCACUAUCCGAUGACUGUAUACCCAGAAGCCAGCGCGAGCAUCUCAGUAAAGUCAUGGCUCAUGCCAUGGAUACAGCAACGCGACUGGUGACAUCCAAUGACGAGCUAACCGCCUCUGUCGAGGGCGUCGAAUGCAUCAUGAUCGAAGCCAUCACCCAGAACUACGCUGGGAACCUGCACCGCGCGUGGCUGACUGUGCGCCGCGCCGUUGCCGUAGCGCAGAUGUUGGGUCUGCAUCGUGGUAAUGCUAAACGAGCUUCUAUCAAGGUGGUGGAUCCCAAGACGCGCGAGAGCCUCGAUCCAGACCAGCUGUGCUGUCGUAUUGUGGAGAUGGAUCGCUACCUCUCGUUGACACUGGGGCUGCCGCAGUCUUCGCUGCAGACGGUUGGGCUGAGCGCUGAAGUUAUAGCAAAAUGCCAUCCGCUGGACCGCAUCGCGAGGCUGCAAUGCGUCAUUGGAGAUCGUAUCUUGGCGCGUAAAGUAGGAGAGCCGCGCGAUAUCACGGAGAAAAGGGUCCGGGAAAUUGAUGACAUGUUUAGGGAGGUGACGGAGCUGAUGCCGUCGGACUGGUGGCUUAUUCGAGACUUUGACAACAAGGACGGGGGCGAAUCGGAUCCGAUGCAUGAGGUUGUAAGGAAUAUGUAUCAGCUGUCGCACUUCUACCUCGUUAUACGCCUGCAUCUGCCGUAUGUUCUUCGCUCGUCGGGCGACGAUAGGUGUGAAGAAAGUAAAGCGACAGCUGUGCAUGCUGCCCGCGAAAUCAUGAGUCGAUAUAUCGCGUUUCGCAAGUGGAAACGCGGUCCGUAUUAUUGCAGAGGAGUCGACUGUCUGGCUUUCGUCGCCCUCAUGGUGCUGUGUUUGGCCCAUAUCGAUUCGCAGAACCAAUCGAUGAUUCGGCACAAAGCACUUUUCGAUCAUAGCCGUCCGAGCGAUCGCGCUUUGAUGGAGCGAACGGUCAAGGUAUUGGGGGAGAGGAGCGACGAUGCUCUCGCCACGAAGCUAUCGAGUAUCAUACAGUAUCUUCUCGACGCCGAAGCGGCAUCGGCAAAUGGGACUGGCUACAACACUUCGGCUAGUGAGACAGACGAUGGGAUGGCGACGGAGUUUGAUGGCCAGUUCAUGGACGCUGAGAAGGCGGUCUUGCAGCUUCACCUGCCGUAUUUUGGCACCAUCAGCCUACAGCGCAGGCUAGCCUCCGAUAUCCCGUUGGCUGAGGAGAUGCUGUCUACUCAGGUAGCUGACCAGACACAGUCAUCACUCACGGAGUGGGACAAUCGGUGGUCGUUCCUUGAUUCGUCGAACGAUGCGGGGGCGCUUGAUGACUGGACACUGCAGAGCAUCAACGAAGGUCUUUUCGGGGGACUGCUUGGCGGGUUGGGAGACGUGGAUUUCGACCCUGGGCUGCCUGUAGAUAUAUAG